Messenger RNA from Trachymyrmex septentrionalis, 931 nucleotides. Its product is annotated as adenylate cyclase type 10-like. Gene Ontology annotation, biological process: intracellular signal transduction; cyclic nucleotide biosynthetic process. Gene Ontology annotation, molecular function: adenylate cyclase activity. Gene Ontology annotation, cellular component: cytoplasm. The record is from RefSeq and is a predicted model, not a curated record. Lineage: Eukaryota; Metazoa; Arthropoda; Insecta; Hymenoptera; Formicidae. The transcript has 5 exons. The coding region runs from base 191 to 931 and encodes 246 amino acids.
UUGACUACUGCGCGUCAUAGAUUUGAAGCAUAGUAAUUCCAUCAUGGAUUUGUAGUAUCUUAGAAUCUGAAGUCUGCUUCUGAUACAUUUUUUUUUAUUUUAGCUAAGAGUACAUGAUAAUUAUUUAAUCGUUAUUUAGUAAUAUCCAGAUUACGAGUUGCAUUAUAAUAAUAAAGAAAGGGCAACAAAUAUGUCAAAGAACACAAAUAUUUUAAUAACAAAAAGUCCAUCGUUGCGUGCUAGAUUGGAACACCAUACCAAAAUAUUUGCGUCUAUGUGUCCUGAUGAAAUUCUCGAUUAUUAUGACAAUUACGAGACCAGAGAAUAUAACACAACGUUGAUGCUCGGUGAUAUUUCAGGCUUCACAGAUCUCACAGAAAAAUUCACGAAGACUGGUGUUGGUGGUCCAUCUAAGUUAUCGGAAACUUUGAACAGCUAUAUCGGCGCGAUGGUGCAGGAAAUUCUUUCUCAUAAUGGAGAUGUUGUGAAAUUUUCCGGCGAUGCGUUUAUAGUAAUGUGGAAGCUCCAAGAAGGGAUGCUUAUGCGUGAUAUCGCUACGGAGGCAAUGCAAACUGCAUGCAUCAUACAGAAACAUUUUGGAACCUAUGACACUGAUGUUGGUGUAUCACUCAAAGUAAAACUUGCCAUUGCUUCCGGAAUAACAUAUUUCACGUCUAUUGGUGAUCCAGAAACGAUGUCUUAUUAUGUCAUUACUGGAAAACCUGUUUGGGAUGUAAAGUUUGCCGAAGGAUUAUGCAGAGGUGGUGAUAUUCUUGUGGCGCCCAGUAGUUGGCAAUGGGCAAAUCCUAGAGAUUAUGUUUAUGAAAAAUUGCCGAACGGUAUACAUACUCUGAUUAUAGCUUGCUCAGCAAUGUGGUAUCAGGCUAGACCUCAAGAUAUUUACAAUGGUAUUGUUGGAAUCAGUAUAUGA